ACUGACCUGAGAGAGUCCAACUCAGCUGCGAACCCUCCACUCUGUGAUGAUGGUGCAGGUAACAAUAUUCGUAGCGCUGCUGGUGUUUGCGGCCUCAGUCCAGUCAGACUCCCAGUAUUACCUGCCCAUUGACUGUGAUGACAUCUAUCGCCAUGACAACACCAGCUCCAGUGGGGUGUACAUCAUCUUUCCAGGAGGUCCCACCACACCCCUGAAUGUCUACUGUGAUAUGGACACCGACGGAGGCAGAUGGACUGUGUUUCAGAGGAGGAUGGAUGGGUCUGAAAACUUCUACAGGCCCUGGAACCAAUAUAAGACUGGCUUUGGGAAUGUAGCUGGAGAAUAUUGGCUCGGCCUGGAAAACAUCUUCCUGUUGACUAUGAGGAAAAAGAAUGAGCUGCGGGUGGACAUGGAGGACUGGGAGGGAGGGCAGGCCUCUGCCCAGUACUCCUCUUUUUCGAUUGAUUAUGAAAACAUAGGUUAUCAGCUUCACUUGGGCAGCUUCUCCGGUGGAGCAGCAGGGGACAGUUUUUCAAAUCACAAUUCCAUGAAGUUCACCACCUAUGACAAAGACCAGGAUCAGUGGGAUAAAAACUGCGCUCAGUAUUAUCUUGGUGGAUUCUGGUACAACGCCUGUCACAUGAUAAACCCCAACGGCAUGUACGCGCCUCACGGUAGCAUCGGUUUUGAAAACGUCCAUGUCAUUUGGCAAACGUGGAAAGGCUGGAACUACUCCCUCAAGACGGUUGCCAUGAAGAUUAGAUCAAUCUCUGAGUGUCCGUGCACACAUUAACCUGAUUAGCUGUAGAUUAACUAGAUUGUGGAAAUACUUCACCCUCCAUUGGGCCAGAGGAUUUGGGAUGUGGUGGUAACAUCAUCUCUAGCACCUGUUUUGUUCCCAGUGAAUUCCAUACCAGAAAAAUUUAUAAAACUAAUAUAAAUUGUCAGUUAUACCUUUCAUACUCACUGUCUCAAAAAUACAGCCAAUCAUUAUAUUUUAGGUGAACAUGCUGCAUGCAUUUGCUUCCUCUGCUGAUGUUAAUUGUUUAUUCAUUGUUCAGUGCAUUUUGUAAAGUACUUUGUGGUUACUGCUUUUGAUUAGUGUU
Messenger RNA from Toxotes jaculatrix (banded archerfish), 1106 nucleotides. RefSeq names its product microfibril-associated glycoprotein 4-like. NCBI's taxonomy places the organism in Eukaryota, Metazoa, Chordata, Actinopteri, Toxotidae. The transcript has 5 exons. The record is from RefSeq and is a predicted model, not a curated record. The coding region runs from base 47 to 793 and encodes 248 amino acids. Gene Ontology annotation, biological process: elastic fiber assembly.